AGUAGCACACACAUUUGCAUAACAUCUAUGAAAAGAUGAUAGCAGUAUGUUAGCACCUAUUUGACAAUCGUCUUUAUUUCAUAAGUAUCUAUGUGUACAUAAAUUCGAUAUCGUCGAUAAAUGAUGAUAAUGUUUUCUACUUUUUGAUGAUCGCUCUACGUUAUCGACGCUUAUCAAGUUCGUUGCUCACUCCAGCAUCCCCUUAAGGGUGCUUCGGGAAAAGAAGGUACAGUAAUAUUCAGUUGCACUGACAACCAAGCUACAGAAUAGCUCAAAAACUUUGCUCUGAAGGUUAUUGUUAAGGAGGACGUGCAAUGUACGCAUCAGCAGAUAAACUGUUCAAACGUCACCGCAUCGUUGUGCAUGUGAGGGACCCUAAAAUGUCUGUCAAGGAAACUCUGAACUUCCUUGACAGGCAGAACGGGGGCCUAGCCGCCAGCGAGUGGAUCGUGGCGCGCGGCAGCGAAAGCAAAAAUGCUGCAAGCUCUCCUUUCUCCGCUCUCACGGGCGAUCGCAUGCUCGAAGUCUUGAAGGACCUCAACUUUAAACCUUUUUGCGGACUGGGUCAGGUCACCGUUAAAGUUGCUUCAGAAAAAGAACAGGAAGGAAGAUUCGUCUUCCAGUCUAGUCGCAAAACCGAAUCACAAAUCUCGAAUUGUAAAUCUGGAUUCUUAGAUUUUGAAUUUUAAAUUCAGUAAAUCAAGAAGAAAAAGAAAUAUAUAUCAAGAAAGAGAGAAAAAGCUCUUUCUCUCUCUCUCUCUCUCUCUCUCUCUCUCUCUCUCUCUCUCUCUCUCUCUCUCUCUCUUACUUUUACUGUUAUUAUUUCUUCACUUUGCUAUAAUAUUGUCUUUUAUGACAGAAAUCUUCUGGAUCAAUAAUAUUACGUAGCUUAAAAUUUGACACACGAUUUUCCACAUUUAACCAAAAGCAGACGUGAGAUUGGACUUGAUAUUUCAUCUUAAUUUCGUUUCUGCGACAGCUUAUCCGUUCCUUUUUCUCUAAACUAAAGCUAAUCGCUUUUAAAGAGCACGCAAAAGACUAUCGUUCACUUCGGAACCAUCCAUAAAAACUGUCAUAUGCAAAAGAUAAGAGAACCCACGAUCUAAUCGAUGAGAAACUAUCAAUUUCUUUGAGCUAU
Messenger RNA from Odontomachus brunneus, 1138 nucleotides. RefSeq lists its product as uncharacterized. Lineage: Eukaryota; Metazoa; Arthropoda; Insecta; Hymenoptera; Formicidae. The record is from RefSeq and is a predicted model, not a curated record. Bases 315 to 689 code for a protein of 124 amino acids. The transcript has a single exon.